GUGUCACAUUCAGAAUCUGUCAAAACAAAUUGGUCAAUGAUACUUGUGUCGAAAUUUCCUUAAUUUACCAACAAAAUGGGUCUCUUUGGCAAAUCUAAUGAUCGAAAUCCAAAAGAAAUGGUAAACGAGUGGGCACACAAACUUCGCAAAGAAGGAUACAAUUUGGAUAGACAAAUCCGAGCAAUACAGCGCGAAGAGGAAAAGAUCAAACGUUCGUUGAAGGAGGCAGCCACAAAAAACGAUAAACAGGUGUGCACAAUACUGGCGAAGGAAAUCAUACGGUCACGGAAGGCCAUCAGUAAAAUAUACACUAGCAAAGCACAUUUAAACUCAGUACAAAUGCAGAUGAAGAACCAGUUAGCUACUUUAAGAGUUGCUGGGUCAUUGCAAAAGUCUACUGAGGUAAUGCAAGCAAUGCAAGCCCUCAUCCGUCUACCAGAGAUAGCCAACAUCAUGCAGGAGAUGAGCAAAGAGAUGAUGAAGGCUGGCAUCAUUGAGGAGAUGCUGGAUGAGACCAUGUCUGCGGUGGAGGAUGAGGAGGAAAUGGAGGAGGAGGCGCAGAGUGAGGUCGACAAGGUGCUAUGGGAGCUCACGCAGGGCAAACUGGGAGAAGCGCCGGCGCCGCCCACGGCCGUCGGGGCGCCGUCCACGAGCCGCGAGGCGGAGCCCGUGCCGGACGAGGCGGAAUUGGACGAGAUGCAGACCAGACUGGAGGCGCUGCGAUCUUAGUGAUACGAAACUUACUUAUAAAGGACUCGCUAGAUGGCAUGGAGCGUGAAGUCUGCUAUUGCCUUGUAUUUUGUACAUAAUAACUUCUUAGAGAAUCGCUUAACGUUUAAUGUUGUGCAUUUUCGAAUAUUUACAAUUAUUUUUAUUAUAAAGUGUAUUUAUUUACUAAUUGGCAGAAUUAACUUCACAUUAUUUUCUGUAUAUGUGAUCAUUUUUAAACUUUUCGACGCCAACGACGGAUAUAUCCGCACCGCAGGUCCAACGGCAAAGACGGAUUAAUCUGUGACAGACCACAGAGCAACAUAAACCUACGUGCAUAUGCAUAAAGUUCAAUUUCAGUUAUGACACUUCGGUGACGUGGCGUCCGAGUGACAGUCUUGUGUUUGACACGGCGUCGAAAAGGUUAAAACGUGGAGUAUAGAGUAAAAGGAGCAAAAUCUCUUAUGGUAGAACAGUUGUAAAAGUGUCCAGCAGUCAGCUGUAAAUAAUAGUUCCAAAUCUCUCCAGAGUGGCGCUAGAGUAGCUAAGGACGUAGGCGCUAUUGACGGAGUGAAGUGCGCCGUCAAUGAUUUCAAUUUUUUUAUCAAGUAUUCUACGUAUUGUAACGCCACCUAUUUAAGGUUUUCUGACGGACACUUUUUGAUACAUGAAGAUUGUUUUCCUUUACCUUCCAUAGGUUAAAGGUUUCAAAAAUUCAACGUUACUCACCAAACAUUGUCGUUAACCCUUUUAACGCCACGCCUAUUGUCAUAUAUCAUCUUGAACCUUGUAGGAUUGCACGAAAGUUGACAUUAGGCUGUAGCCGCGCGCGCCAGUUGACGCAUUUAGCGGUCAUGGGGUUAAUGUUAUGCAUGUAUGAAGCAUUUUCUUUACAUACCGGGAAUAUCUUGUCGGUUAUGGCAUAGCGGUGUCAGCGAUGUAGUAGUAGAGUGUAGCUUAGAGUGGAUGCCACAUGUCUUUCUUUGUCCCAUGACCCCAUGUGUAUUUUGUCUCACAUUUUGCUUAGUGACUUAAUGAGAGAGUGAGACGCAAUGACAUUGGACCAAGAUAUUGAACAAAUGGAAUACCACCCUAAGCAAUGAAUGAGUCAGUAAAUGAAACAUAUUAUUUUCGCGGAAUACAAUGAAAAUCGGCUUCUUUCUGUUUUUGUUGGUGACGUUCGAAUGACCUUUAGUCUCUGUGAUAGAACAAGAGAGGAACCGUUUCUUGUUAAUAUAAUUUCUUUGUUAUUAAUAAAUUUCACGCUAAUUUUCUUCCAAUAUUUGAUCACUUGUCUCUAAUUUAGUACAAAUUUAGCUGUUAUAAACUUAUAAUACAUUAAGCGCCACUUGCACCAUCCCACUAACCCGGGCUUAAGCGGUUAAACCGUUAACCCAGUGUCAAAUUGUACUGGUAACCAUGGUAACUCCAGGUUUAACCGGUUAACCCCGGGUUAGUGAAUGGUGCAAGUGGCCCUAAGAAAGUGUUAUUUAAUCUUGUAUAAUUUUAUUUGUCUCCGGUGUUACCUGUAUGUGGCAUGUUUAUAUACAGGUGAUUUUUUAGGAAUUCAAUCACAAAAGUUAUUGUAUAAUUACUAUUGUUAUGAACAUGCUGCUGUUGUAGCUGGAAUGUGAAGUUUAUACGAUUGAAAUAAAUUAAUGCACUAAUCAUA
Molecule: messenger RNA, 2380 nt
Organism: Cydia splendana
Lineage: Eukaryota; Metazoa; Arthropoda; Insecta; Lepidoptera; Tortricidae
Gene: Vps24
Product: charged multivesicular body protein 3
Exons: 7
Coding region: 76-729 (217 amino acids)
Biological process (GO): protein transport; endosome transport via multivesicular body sorting pathway; late endosome to vacuole transport
Cellular component (GO): multivesicular body; ESCRT III complex
Source: RefSeq, a predicted model, not a curated record